AUGGGAAUGGUGGUCAAAUGGAAGUUUGGGGAGUAUCUGACCGCUCCUUUUAUCGGACUGACUUAUGCUUGCGAGAGUGAUGCGUGUAUAGCGAAAGGAGGGUUUUGCAAACCGGAUGUAUGCAAGAAACCCUGUGACUACUUCUGUGAUACUGAGCAUGUUUUUUAUGGUCUCCACAUUUUGUAUAAUGGCAACGAGCUGCCAGUAACAGAUGCGGUAUGUAGAUCUGACAAAUGUGUUGAUGGGUUGUACGGUGUUGGGAAUAUUGUCUGCAAUAACUUCAAACUACCUCCUGAUCCGAAGAAAAAAUACUCUCUGCACUUGGUGGUCAAUGUUAAGCAAGACAGCGAUGAUCUACCAUCAAGAAACGAAGAUGCUGAACUCUACAUUGUUGCCGGAAAAAUUAAUAUCGAAAAAUCUCCAGGAGCGUGGAAAGAUGGACUCAACACGAUGCAAGCUGGCGAAGUAGGGACUUUGGUCGUCACGCUGAUGGACGGCUUUGGACACCAGGUCAAUGAGGCCACUGGCGGAAUUGGAAAUGAUUUGAUAGUUAAUUUCAAGCCCUCAAUUACAAAGGGUUCGUCUGGUGACCCAACCUCAAUUACUGACGUCAAAUCUACGAGACGAGGAGAUACCGGCUUUUAUGAUAUCACUUUUCUUACAUCCAGAAAAGGAGAUUUCGUUUUGAAUGUUUGGGCUUUUCCAUCCGCACUAGAAUUCUUUGCUGUAAAGGGGUCGCCGUUUUCCUUCACCGUUACUGCGGGUAGUCUCUAUGUACCAGCUUGUACAGGUUCUUGGAUAGUUGGAGGUCCUAUUGACCCCGGAGAGACAGUUACGCUACGGGUUCUUCUAAGGGAUAAAGCGAACGAGCUCAUGACGGAAGCGACCUAUAAAUUUAAUACCGAGGUGUUUCGAGCUUUUGGCGAUCGACCUUUCACUCCUCCUUCUAUAACCUCUUCUGCAACCGUGGGUACUCCUGGAAGUAUAGACUUCGUCGUCAAAAUGCAAACUGCAGGGGUUUUCGUCUUUAAAAUAACUUCUCAAGCCGGAGAUGAACAGAUUGAAGGAUCGCCUUUUCAAUUCACAGUGAAGACAGGUGUGUUUUACCUUCCCUCUACGAAGGGUGCUUGGCCCGGGGGAGUCAAUACCCUUCCAGCUGGCGCUCAAUCAUCUUUCAGGUUGCUGGCAAUGGAUAAAGACGGAAACAUCAUCAACCCACUACCAGCAGGAGCACUUAUCGUUACUGUAGAGAAACUUGCCACAGACAACAGAAUAUUACCAGACACUCCUGUCACUGUUAAGUCUGAAUUUCCUGAUACUGGUUAUCAGCUUUUGGGUUUUGUUCCGAAAUUGACCGGGAAGUUCGAUUUGAAAGUUACUGGUAGUGAUGGAACAAGUAUUCCCGGCUCUCCGUUUGUGUUUACUGUAAUCCCGGGUUCUCCUUCUCCGCUGAAGUCGAUGGGUGCUUGGUUCAAUAGCGACAAAUUUUCUGUUGGAGCCAGAGCUGAGUUUGUUAUAACUCUUGUUGAUGCUUAUGGAAACAUCAUCACAACCGCCUCGAGGGGUGGCUCAAGACUUGCAAGCUUCAAUUGGAUCACAUCAGUCACCAAUCAGGACAAUCCAUCGAUAGCUGUGCCGUACACUGUGACUGUAGGUGCUCCAACGGAUGCAGGAACUCAGUCCUUGACGUUUGCUCCAUCUACUAGCGGUAGUUUUGUACUAAAUGUUGGAACAAGCGCCGAAGUGCUCCAAGGAUCUCCCUUCCCGUUCAAAGUCAGGGCAGGAAAUCCGGUUAUGGCCAGUUGCACAGCCAGCUGGAUAGAUGCCACGUCUAACCCGCCAAAGUUCCCUGCUGGAUCUCGGAUUAAAAUGGAAGUGACUCAGAAGGAUGCGAAGAAUAAUUUAUACCUUGACGUUUUCCUAUUCAUCUUGAAAGUGAUUCCUGCGCCCUCAACUACUUCUGCGCCAAUACCAUCUUUGAGUUUAUCAUCACCUGCAAAAAAUCUGACUACGGAGGAGGGCCCAAACCUUGCUCAGGGAAAAGUUUUUGUAACUUUCACGGCCAUAGCAUCUGGAGAAUUCAAAUUCCAUGUUGGAGAUGGCACAGCUGAAAUUAGUGGUUCACCUUUUACGUUUCUUGUAGAUGCAGGCCCUUUGUCAAUAUCGAAUAUAACAGGAGGAUGGUCCAAUUCUAGAAGCGUGUUUGGGCUUGGGGUGAAAGCUGCUUUGCUGAUUACCCAGCGAGAUACCUAUGGUAACCCUGCACAGCAAGAUAUAAGCAAUCCUUUAGCCGGAACAGCAUAUUUCUCAGCACGGCUUUUCACAGCUGGAGAAACCCAUUCUGAGCUUCAGGGUUCUGACUUGACGAUUCUGCCUUUGGGAAGCCCAACCUUCAUCCAGGAAAAACUGGAAUUUACCACCAGUCAGGUUGGCAACUUUGAACUGGAGGUUUACGCUUCCAACGACAGAUUCAGCCUAGCAAACAACUGGUUCGACUGGGAAGAGGUUCCUUCGGUUCAAAUCGUUGGAUCACCAUUCAGCUUCUCUGUCGGCGAAGGUGACCAGGAGAUAUCUAUGUACCCGUAUGCAACGCGUCCGGGACAGGUCUAA
Molecule: messenger RNA, 2610 nt
Organism: Marchantia polymorpha subsp. ruderalis
Lineage: Eukaryota; Viridiplantae; Streptophyta; Marchantiopsida; Marchantiales; Marchantiaceae
Source: the annotation of a GenBank genome assembly